This is a messenger RNA of Cladocopium goreaui, 1164 nucleotides long. The record is from the annotation of a GenBank genome assembly. NCBI's taxonomy places the organism in Eukaryota, Dinophyceae, Suessiales, Symbiodiniaceae.
AUGGCGAGCCAGUUGCGCAGGAAGCCGAAUGCAUUUAAUCUUUUGCAUCAAAUGAACCUACUUCGCAAGUUCAACUCUUUGAAGGAUGGAGAAGAGGUCUGGGCAAAAGCGUGUGAGAUCUCAGAAGCCUAUGUCGUUGGCAAGGCGGAGUCACAGGCUGCACUCCACCUUUACAAUGACGUUUCUCCCAGGAUUGCAUUGCAACAUUCAAUGGCCAAGUUCUUGACUCAUGAGAGCAUAGCUGCGGGCGCUUGGAACCAGAACUAUUGCAGUGCCACAGACACAAUGCAAGCCUGGCAAGAAACCCUGGCCAACACCGAGCAGAUUCUGGACAUGACGGUCGACCGGAUGUCUCGUGAUUGGUUAAGUUUGGCUCCAAAGAUGCGCAAAGCCUUCACCCUGAAGGAUGUUGAAUACUACCAACGCAGCAGUGCAAUUUUUCUGGCUUGCAUGAGCCGCUUCGAAUCUGAGUUCCCAAUUGACUUUGUGGAAAAGGAGCGCCCUCGCAUCAAACGGUUUGAUUUGAAACAUGGUGACGCAGAGCUGGUGGGAAUGCUGGAGGGAGCUCCGCCAGUUGAUUUGGAGCGGUGUGGGAUCUUUCGUACAGCCAUUGCAAAAUUUCAGAGACAGGCUGAGGACGAAAAGGUGAAGGCUUCUGAAGAGCUGGCCAAACGAAUGGCCGAGAUCACCAGUGAAAGCACCGAACUCAAGAUGAACAAUGAUUUUGCGCUUAUGGAGGGGUGGCUUGCUCGAGCCGCUGAUUUUGCAGCACGGCAGGGGGCGCUUGACAUGGCCUACUUGUCACGGCGCUGCGAAGAGGGGCGCAGGGCAGUCGCCGCACUUCAGGGCAAAACUCACAGGUACAAAGGGGUGCCAAGCCUAUCAGAUGCACAUGCAGACUUGCUGCAAUUUCAAUCUGACUGUGGUGGAACGCCAAGCUCUUCGUUGGACAUCACUGAUGUGAGCCUCACCUUCUGUGAUACCGGGCACGGUGGCGACAAGAGGAAACGCUUUGCAGCAGUGAGUAGCUUGCACAAGACCUUUGGUUUCAGCAAGAGCCGUGUCUUUUUGGGAGUUCUGGGUCCCAUCACCCGGGCUCGAGUUACAGAGUUGAUUUCGGACGAUGCUGACAGACCAUGUUCCCCUGCGCAUCGUGAGUCUUGA